Messenger RNA from Ananas comosus (pineapple), 2779 nucleotides. RefSeq names its product probable serine/threonine-protein kinase At1g01540. Lineage: Eukaryota; Viridiplantae; Streptophyta; Magnoliopsida; Poales; Bromeliaceae. Gene Ontology annotation, molecular function: ATP binding; protein kinase activity. The transcript is spliced from 8 exons. Gene Ontology annotation, biological process: protein phosphorylation. The coding region runs from base 1280 to 2437 and encodes 385 amino acids. The record is from RefSeq and is a predicted model, not a curated record.
GUCCAAGGGAAACAGUAUUUUUAUAGUUUAUCCAGCUUCCCAGCAUCCUCUAGUUUUCACAUAAACUGCCCCACUUUCCACUGUAAGACUCAGAAAAGUUUCACCAGCCAAAAGCUUACCUUGUCCAACUUUUUCCUCCCACUUCUGCAUCUCUCUCUCUCUCUCUCUCUCUCUCUCUCCUGCUGCUGUUGCUGCACCGCGUAAGCUGGUGCGCAGACCGGUGAUCUGUCCUCAAUCCAAUCUCUAUUUUCAAUACCGACCGCUGAGCCUCGACUUAAAUUUUUUAGAACCAAGUGUUUAGCCCUUUACGACAAAAUCCCAAGUUUCGCAAUUAUCACCUUAAGAUAAAAGAGAUGAUGUGGUGCACUAGGUGCUUGCAACAUUUUGCUCUCUCUCUCUCUCUCUCUCUCUCUCUCUCUCUUCAUGUAUGCAUGUAUCUGCACUACAUGACAACACCACCCUGGCUUUCCAGGUACCCCCCAUCCCCAGCCAAUGUAGCAAACAGAGAGCAGAAUCACCAACACAGUAAUAAGGACAGUUACAGCAAAAGACAGCAAACAACAAGCCCAUCACCUCACCAGGGCUCCCCACCUAGACCACCAAUUGACUCAUGGAGUGUCUGUAGAGGGGAUCUCUCUCCCUCUCUCUCUCUCUCUCUCUCUCUUUCUAAAAGAGAGACUCUAAUCUCACUGGAUUGGGAGCAAUAGUUGUAGUCUAUGAUAACAUCAUGAAAGGGGAAGGGCUUUUUCUUGCUCCCCACUGCCCCCCAGUCAUCUCAAAGGCUGCAGAAUCUCAACCUUUAGUACUAGAAAAAGGAAAACCUUGAGCCCAUGGGAGUGUGGCAGCAUGUUGGUGGGGAAGUGUAAUCUUUGAGAUUUAUAGAGAUUCUGGGUAUAAUAUAAACCCUCUAUCAAAUUUUCCCUCUGCCCUUAAAUUGCCUUCCUUUCUCUGAUCCAAUUAAAAGGCCACUGUCCCCUCCCACUGUCCACUUGUUGCUGGUUGAGAAUCUCUCUGGCUUGGUUUCUCUGCUACCGCUCUUCGAGUUGCUGUUUCAUGAGGAACACUGCAUGACAUUUUCUCUUCUUCUGUGUUUAAAUUACAGAUAGGGUCACUUGUUUGUGUUCCUACUGUUGAUGCAGUGUACUGAUUAAAAAAAACUCUUCAUAUUUGAACAAAUUGGUUCAAUUCGACUGUUCGUCGCCAGUGCCGCAGCUUUCCCUCUUGCUCCCUCAGAUUCAAUGUUUCAGUUUUUCAUACUCAGAAGAAAGCUCCCUGCCAGAUGUUUUGGUCCUCUGCAGCCAUAGCUGGAACAACUGCAGGUGGUUUUGCAUUUUUAGUGAUUAUUCUUGGGUUUUAUUAUUGCUAUGUGUUCCGCCGUAGAAUCCCCUCCAAUAGAAAUUCCGACACCGGUUCGUCCGACCCUUCGACUCUAGUGGAAUGGAAUAGGGGGGGCCGCAUAUCAACUGCCAGUUGCGGUCCGGUGAUUGAACAUCAAGGAGCUAGGCCGUUUACACUCGAAGAGUUAGAACAAGCGACGAAGAAUUUUAGCGAGUCCAAUCUCGUCGGUGCCGGUAGUUUUGGUUUGGUGUAUAAAGGUUUACUCCUUGAUGGCAGAAUUGUGGCAAUCAAACGGCGUUUAGGUUCUCCGAAACAGGAAUUUGUUGAAGAGGUUAAGAGACUAGCAGAUAUUUGGCAUCGCAACCUUGUUACUCUUAUUGGUUAUUGCCAGGAAGGUGGGCUGCAAAUGGUAGUAUCUGAAUAUUUGCCUAAUGGAAGUGUAUGUGGUCAUCUAUAUGAUACCGGCAGAGAUUCAGUAACAAGGUUAGAGUUCAAGCAAAGGCUUUCAAUCGCCAUAGGAGUAGCCAAAGGUUUGUCCCAUUUACAUAGUUUAGCACCUCCAUUGGUACACAAGGACUUCAAAACAAGUAAUGUAUUGGUUGAUGAGAACUUCAUUGCGAAGGUAGCAGAUGCUGGAAUUGUUAGAUUAGUUCAAAGAUCAGAAGGUGUUGGUUCAUCCCACACAUCUGGCUGCAAUAUCUUCCUGGAUCCAGAGGUAAAUUCAUCAGGGCAACUUUCUGAAAGCAGUGAUGUCUACAGCUUCGGGGUGUUCCUUUUGGAGCUCAUUACUGGCCAAGAAGUUGUGCGCCAUAUCCCUCCAGAACCAAAGGAAUGCUUGGUCCAGUGGGUGGAAGCACAUUUCAGUUCAGACGAACUUGUCGACCAAAGAUUAGGAAGCAGUUUUACUUCUGAAGGGAUGAAAGAAUUAAUUCAUUUGACUCUUCGAUGCUUGAAUCCAUCUGGAAGAGGACGACCGAAGAUGAGAGAAAUCGUAGCGGAGCUCGACAGGAUCCUCGAGAUGGAGAUGACACUUACGACAGUUAUGGGCGACGGAACAGCUAUAGUCACCCUAGGAAGCCAGUUAUUUACAACUGUUUGAAAAGAAAAAGGCUCUGAUAAGUUCAAAGCCACUUCUUAUCGCAACUUGUCAAUUAAUCAAAGCAAGUAUUUGCUAUUUAUUUUGGUAAAGAAAAAUUGUAGAGCUAUGUGUGUGUGUAUGAAUUUCCAAUUGUUGGGCGGCAAUAUCGCUUCUGAGCUAUUAAUUGCAAUUAGGUUGCUUAGUUUAGUUGGUAUUGCAUUGGUUUUAUUGGUGAAGAACUAAAAUUUCAUCUUAAACUCAAUCUGGAUUCGAACAUGAGAUAUGUAACUACACAAUGAGCGUCUUAUCCUCCUGAGCGAAGGUGGAUUGGUCUAUAAAUAAAUCAAACAAACUUGUUAUGGG